Messenger RNA from Cryphonectria parasitica EP155, 1407 nucleotides. RefSeq lists its product as uncharacterized. Lineage: Eukaryota; Fungi; Ascomycota; Sordariomycetes; Diaporthales; Cryphonectriaceae. The annotation marks the transcript as partial. The transcript is spliced from 2 exons. The record is from RefSeq and is a predicted model, not a curated record.
CGAACAUCGAACUAUGAGGCUCACAAGGAUCGAUACCCACCAGCCGUUCCUGGCACCUGUCAAUGGUUGUUACACCACGAGAAAUACCGGGAAUGGGGACAAAAGCAAGCUUCCGACCUCCUCUGGAUAUCGGCUGAUCCUGGAUGUGGUAAGUCCGUCCUGAUUUCUUAUCUCAUUGACCACCUGAAUGGGGCAGAGAACAGGAUUCAGGUGCCAGAAGUUGUCUGUUACUUCUUCUUCAAGGAGGACAACCAUGAGCAGAACAACGCGGUCCAUGCAGUGUCGGCUAUACUGCAUCAAUUAUACACCGCUCAGCCAUGGUUACUGCAACACGUCACGCAUUCAUUUCUGGACCAUGGCAGGGAUGUUUUACAACAGUUCAGUUCGCUUUGGAGCCUGCUUGAUGCUUCUGUGACCGAUCCAGCCUCACGAGACGUCAUCCUGAUUUUUGACGCCCUGGACGAAUGUGAGACCACCACGCAGCGUCAGCUUCUGCAGUCCCUCGUACGUUUCUAUAAAACAAAAGAGGGGGACAGUCUCACACGACCUCCCUUCGUGAAGACGAUCAUUGCUAGUCGACCCGACAAUGAGAUCAAGCACGCCUUUGACAUUCUACCGACCAUCAGAUUAAGAGGAGAAGACGAGCCUGAGGCCAUCAGUCGCGAUGUAGAGCUGGUUAUCGACCAUCACAUUGAGAACGCCGUCCGUCGCGGGCUUCCACGAGGCAUCCUGGAGGAAGUCCGAGUGGGCCUGAUCCAGGGCGCUGACCGGACUUUCCUCUGGACUACCCUCGUCAUCAACCUUUUGGAAGCCAAAAAGGGUGCGUCGAAACGGGAACUCAUGGAGAUUCUUCAGGCCCGAGGAGACAUCUUUCGCAUAUACGAACGGCUUCUGGAACAGAGCACCGACGCCCUCAGCAUUGCGAUAGCGGUAGACCGCACCCAGACCACGUUUGAAGAUCUAGAACUCGACGUUGUCCACAAUUUUGAAGAGCGUGCCAAGGCGCUGUGUGGGCACUUUAUCCGCAUAGUACGUGGCACCGUAUACUUGGUGCACCAAACAGCGAGGGAGUUUCUCCUCGACCAUAGCACGGAGGCGCAAUACUUGUCAAAGAACCCCAAGACGAACUCUAGGACUACAAACUGGCAGCAGUCUGUUAUUUCACGACGCGCUCAUAAUGAACUGCUGGACAUAUGCCUUAAGUACUUGUCCUUACUGAACGUGGGCGGCUCCGAGCAAUCGCUGGCGGCGACCAUCUUUCGAGAUCAAAUCGCUAUCAAUUUCCUGCGGUAUGCCGGCCAUCACUGGACGUAUCAUUACCACCAAUUAGCGCCAGACCUGACGGAGACUCAGCUCGACAACUGCGCACGGCUUUGCAAUGCGAAUACACUUGGGUUUGGAAGCUGG